UAAACGAAAGUACAGAAUAAUACAUAUUUGUAUGAAAAAAGAGAUUUUAUGCCUCGAAGACCUUCACCCUUGAUCUUCUGGUGUUAUUCAUGUCCUUGUAUUCUCCCAGAAUCAUUACCUCCUCCCACUGGUACAGUCAAGUCUUGCUUGUUCUGUCCUUACAUUCUUUAGAGAGAAGUCACAAGAGACAAGCAAACAUCUCCUUUGCUAAUAAUGCUGAUCACUUCCUACAAUGUAAUAUCUAUGUGCAAUUUUUUGGGAAGACCUCCUACCAAACAGGUAAGAAUGGAAAGACACAAAGAGAAGAAAGUGGAGAAAGACCUCUGUCUUCCCACACUGGAUUUUGCAAAUACAAGUCUUCUGUGAUACAGGAAACUAAAAAGAGGGAAAAGUGGCAAUUAAGAAAAACUGCCAGAAAAUAAAUACCUUGAUGACCCAAUUUGGAAAACUGCUUCUGGAUAAGGAAACACUAUUACCCAAUAUGCUAAUUUUUAAAAUACCCAAAGAAUUGAGCAAAAAGGACUUUGGCAAGGUGGGUUGUUGGAUUUAAAACCGUUCUCCCAUUAAUGCCAAAGCCAGCAGAGAUACCAACUAUAGCUCCAUGGCCAGAAGGUACCAGCAGCUUUGCUUUUACUGAAAUUUCAACUGGAGAAAGGUCCACAGCACAAUGAGGCUUUUCACAGGCAUUGUUUUCUGCUCCUUGGUCAUGGGAGUCACCAGUGAAAACUGGUUUUCGUUUUUCAAGGAGGCUCUCCAAGGGGCUGGGGACUUGGGCAGAGCCUAUUGGAAUGUGUUGACAUCCAGUCACCAGAAUUCAAACAGAUAUUUCUAUGCUCAGGGAAACUAUGAUGCUGCCGAAAGAGGACCUGGGGGUGUCUGGGCUGCUAAACUGAUCAGCAGUACCAGGGUCUAUCUUCAGGGACUUUUAGACUAUUAUUUAUUUGGAAACAGCAGCACUGUAUUGGAGGACUCGAAGUCCAAUGAGAAAGCUGAGGAAUGGGGCCGGAGUGGCAAAGACCCUGAUCGCUUCAGACCUGACGGCAUGCCUAAGAACGACUGAGCUUCCUGCUCCUCUGCUCUCCGGCGACUGGGCUGUGAGCCACACACUUCUCCCCCCAGACAGGGACACAGGUUCACUGAGCUUGGUGUCCCCAGGAACUGGUAUAGGGCACCUAGAGGUGUUCAAUAAAUGUUUGUCAAAUUGAA
Cercocebus atys (sooty mangabey) is the source of this 1206-nucleotide messenger RNA. Its product is annotated as serum amyloid A-4 protein. The record is from RefSeq and is a predicted model, not a curated record. Gene Ontology annotation, cellular component: extracellular region. Bases 668 to 1060 code for a protein of 130 amino acids. NCBI's taxonomy places the organism in Eukaryota, Metazoa, Chordata, Mammalia, Primates, Cercopithecidae. The transcript is spliced from 4 exons.